CCGCGCGCAUAAAGGAGCCUAGAGGGCCAGAGGCCGGCAAACGCCACCGCGGCCCCUUCUUCGCGCCUGGCUCGUCUCUGCUCGCGAUGCAGCUGCCCUCUGGGACACCGCGGGACGCGUUGCUGGCCGGCUGCCUCUUGCUGCUUCUGGGGCAAGCCUGUCCCCAGGCGGUCAAGAAGGACAACAGAGAGAUCUGCCUGCAGCCACCACUGAAAGGACCCUGCCGGGCUCUUCACGACAGAUGGUAUUAUGACAGAUACACACAGACUUGCAAGGAAUUUACAUAUGGCGGCUGUGAGGGGAAUUCCAACAACUUCCUAAGCAAGGAAGGUUGUGAGAAAACUUGCUGGAUGAUCAGAAAAGUUCCCAAAAUAUGCCGGCUGGAAUCUGAUGAAGGACCAUGCAGAGGUUUAUUCCAAAGAUACUUCUUCAACCUAAGUUCAAUGGCCUGUGAGAAAUUUGGCUAUGGAGGAUGUUAUGGGAAUGACAACCGAUUUGACAGUGAAGAUUCCUGUAUGGACUACUGCCUGCCUUGGAAAAAUGGACCAUCACUUUGCUAUAGCCUUAAAGAUGAAGGAACAUGUUCAGGUUCAGUAACUCGCUUUUACUACAACAGAAAGACAAAAACCUGUGAAAAAUUCAUCUACACGGGAUGUGGUGGAAAUGAAAACAAUUUUGUGAAGAUGAAAGACUGUAUCAAAGUCUGUAAGAAAGCAGGGAAGAAGCCGAAACCCAUGACAUGAGAAAUCAACAUUCUCAACAGCAGUCAGGAGGAAUACCACCUACUCUCUUUACUUUGAAGAAGUCAACCAAUACUCUAUUUUAACUUAAUUUAUCCUUUUUAUAGCAAGCAAGCAAAAUGUUUAUCAGGCAUUAGUUACAAUCAUUAAUAAAAAGGCCAUUACUGCAUAACUAAGUAGCACAACAUCAAGAAUGGCACUAAUAAAUAAUUUUUUAAAAGCUUUAAGAAGAACAGGAAAAAGGUAUCUCAAGAUUAUUCACAAUUACCUCACAAAAUCUCAUAACAGCUAGCAACUUGAUUGCUAACGUAAGGGUUCCAGUCAGAUAAAAGAUAUAAAACUAAUCACUCGGAGUGACCCUUAAAUUUAUGUAAAAGAGCUAAUUAUAGGGUUCCUCAACUCAGUAUAAAAAGUACAAUAUAACAAAAUAUGAGAUGGAUGUUCAGGAACUCCCGCCCUGCGUGAGCAGUGUCUUUCCUGAUACGGAAUUCUCAAGCAUCUACCAUGAAGAAAUGCUAAGUAAAGCAUUAAACCUUGCAAAUUUAAAAGUUCUGCAGAUUUGUGGGGAUUUAAGGUGCUAUAAGUAAGCAGCUGAAACCCCGUAAUCUGACCCUAUGCCAUUAACAAUAGGAGAGCAUGUUCUAUUUGCUAAUGAAUACAAAACUUGUGUCACAAUGUCCAACGAUUUCUGAUGCAGCAAUCUAAUAGAUUGUUGUAUUCCCAAACAUAAAAACUAGUCAAGUGAAAUGCCAAUUGAAUGACUUUUGCACAAAAUUAAACAUGACCAGUUACUUGGAAAGUGUGCACAUAGUUAGAGUAAUCAGAUAAAUAAUGGAGGCGCUAUAAUUUGUAUAUAUUUCACAAUAUAUAUAUGUAAUAAAAUAACGUUCCUGUGUGAUCAGUUGUUCUGGUUUGCAACAAUCAACCGUGAAGUACAGUCUACAUGUAACACACUGUUCUGGACUAGAUCUAUGUGAGCUCUUCUGGAGAAGCUAAAUCCAGCAUUUGGGUAGCUGAACUUCAUUCAGAGAUCUCGGUUGGCAAAAGUGGACUCCACAAAAACAAUGCUCUACGCAUGUGUACCUUUCUCUACCACCCUCUGAAUGACUGGUUAUGUCUUCCGACCGAGUUGGCCAUUACCUGUAUACUGUUAUAUGGGGAAUGGCAGUAUAUAACUAUAUUACAGUAUAUACAGAAUAUAACGGUGUACUGUUAUAUGGGGAAUGCCCUUGUCCUCUUCAGUGUUUGAUUACAGCAUGCAGAGAAGGAGUCACAAAUUUAUAGGUUUUAGGAUAACUUUUCUAGAGCAUCUUGCUGUACCUGAAGAUGCCAGGAUCUUUUUAUAUAAGUAUUUUUAUAAGUUUAAAACAAUGUAAAUUAAAUUUGUGUACAUAGUCAUUAGUAAAGUGUAUUUAUACUGCCCUGCUGUAUUAGGAGAAGGGCAUAAGGAUUGUGCAGCUGAAGUAGGAGAUUCUGACCUUUUAGUCAAACAUUUUUCAGGACUGUAAAAAUAAAUAUUGCUGCUGUUUGUAUUUCAGUUGUGAACUUGUUAUGAAGAUGAUAAGGAAUAGCCAUCUCAUUCUGGUGUGUGUGUGUGUGUGUGUGUGUGUGCGCUUGUGUUUGUGUCAAGUUUAAGGGGGAAAUGUUUCAUAAAUAUUACACAGUCAUGUUUUCAUGGUAUAUACAAAUAACUGUAAGAUUAUUAUUAGCAAAUAAAGACAAUAAGCUAUUUAAAGUUUUC
Molecule: messenger RNA, 2481 nt
Organism: Eublepharis macularius
Lineage: Eukaryota; Metazoa; Chordata; Lepidosauria; Squamata; Eublepharidae
Gene: TFPI2
Product: tissue factor pathway inhibitor 2
Exons: 5
Coding region: 87-743 (218 amino acids)
Biological process (GO): negative regulation of peptidase activity
Cellular component (GO): extracellular region
Molecular function (GO): serine-type endopeptidase inhibitor activity
Source: RefSeq, a predicted model, not a curated record